UUGCUAAGUAAGACUUGCAAAAUUAAAUAUAAACUUUACAAAUCAUGUAAUAACCUACGGUAUACGAUGAAUCCAAUACCUGAAAUUUUAUAAUAAUAUUCACAGUUCAAAAUAAGAGGUAACAGACACAAAAAUGGAUUGCGUAACAAAAAGAUUUAAAACUCACAAUUUAAAUGUUUUGAAAACUGUUGGAAAAGGAACUUAUGGGUAAGUACAGAGAGUAUACUUUUUGUCUACUUAUCCCAAUGUGAGCGCAUGUAUCAUUAAGUCAAGAGUUUGUCAAUUGUUUUCAGAAACGUUUAUUUAUGUGAAAAGCGUGAUACUGCUGAGUUAACUAUUGUAAAGGACAUUGAAUUAAACAUUAAGCUUCAGGAUCAUAAACAAGACAUAGCAAAUGAAAUAAAGAUUUUAUCUUCGUUGAAUCACUCGAAUGUUAUCAAGUUUUAUGCUUGUUAUUACAAUGGUAAUCAUGUGAUGAUAUCCAUGGAAUACGCCACUAGCGGGAAUCUAGCGGAAUACAUGUAUCAUAGGUAUCCAAAACUUUUGAAACAGCAGGAAAUACUUUUUUAUUUCUGUCAAAUUUUAUUGGGAGUAAACUACAUCCAUAGUCAGAAUAUAAUUCAUAGAGACUUAAAAGCAGAGAAUAUUCUAUUAACUGGCAAAAAUGGUGUUCUGGUAAAGAUAGGUGAUUUUGGCAUUUCCAAAAUGUUAGCAAGUGCCAAGAAGACAUCGACUGUAAUAGGAACUCCUUAUUACUUGGCUCCAGAAUUAUGUGAAGGCAAACCUUAUUGUAACAAAAGCGAUGUCUGGGCUCUAGGAUGCUUGCUUUACGAAAUGUGCACUCAUAAGAGAGCUUUUGAGGCAGAGACUCUGGUGGGAUUAGUAAAAGCAAUCACCAGUGGAAAUGUACAUCCAAUUGAUUUGGCAAUAUAUGACAGAGGCAUGCAGGAUCUUGUUGACUCAAUGCUGUCAGUCUUACCGGACAAACGACCAUCUAUCAAAGAACUUAUGGGACGAAUGGUAUUACUACCUGAUAUUUAUACUGUUUAUUUAGAUGCUGGCAAUGAUGACUUAUUAUAUUUAAAAGCGAGACAAUUUGUAGAAAUUUAAAUAAAAUAAUAAUGAUAACAUAAUGAA
Spodoptera exigua (beet armyworm) is the source of this 1137-nucleotide messenger RNA. NCBI's taxonomy places the organism in Eukaryota, Metazoa, Arthropoda, Insecta, Lepidoptera, Noctuidae. The record is from the annotation of a GenBank genome assembly.